Coregonus sp. 'balchen' is the source of this 9794-nucleotide messenger RNA. The record is from the annotation of a GenBank genome assembly. Lineage: Eukaryota; Metazoa; Chordata; Actinopteri; Salmoniformes; Salmonidae.
GGAGUGGCUGGUUAUCGGAGUGCUCCUUGGGAGAGCGCAGAGACAGAAGUUCGCACCAGUUUGCCUACCAAUUCAGUCGGAGUCUCAAUAGCAGCCGCACCGCAGGGGACGGACGCGCUGCCAGAACUCAGGAUACCUACCCACUCAGAUUCUGAAACAAGGCUCAACCCUCCAGAACUGCCACCACGCACCAGACCUGUAAUCCGAUUGCCACCACACAAGAACUGACUCAAGGAAUCUAUUGGACACUGAAAAGGACAACUGUAUUGUCUUUUUUCUUCAUUUGUUAAUUUUUUUUAUUGUGGUCUCAGAAUUGUUGCGCUGGUUAGGAAAAGCAACAUAUUCAUACAACUUUCCAACUCUUUUCAUCAUCCCUAAAUCUGAAAGGUAAGACGCUCAUUCACAAAAUAUGUUAUAUUUAUCCGUGGCUCCCAUGAUCUCUGUUUUAUAUAAAUAUCCCAUGAAGUAGCCUAAACUUAUGAUAGCCAAACCACAUCGAUUGAAAACGCUGCUUCGGGCAACAUGCUUGCGUUUUUGUAACAGCCUAGUCUACUCUAUAUGGUUUGUGGAGCGCUUUUUGGAGAGAGUGAGACAGUUCCAUCAAAAAUAAAAACAGAGAGGGACUCUCCGAAUAAAGAACGCUUGCCUUUGAAAAGUCUGCCAGAUAGAGGGGAAGGGCUUUUGUGGUUUACAACUCCGGGAAGUUAAGGUUAUCAAACACAUUUCAAUCAAGCCCGGGCUCGCAUGCUCUUUAAAUUUGGUUCCCUUAGUUUGGCUGUGGCCUCUAUUUCACUUGGCACGAUGAAUGUCGCGUAAAAAGGAUGCACUUUUGAGGGAGUUGAAAAGGACACGCGGAGGGAAGUGUCCACGGGCUCGGGGCUCUGGGUCUGAGGCGCCCUGCUUUGUGCUCAGAACGGGGUUCCCAUGCUCUCAGGGGUGACGGAGCACCCUCCAAAGCCGCCAGACGCAAUUCACCAAUAUGCGUUCUCGCCCCAUUCUAUAGUGCGUGGCAUACAUUCUCUUCACUUGCCCUUUUUAUAGUGGUGCUUGCCGAUACAACAUGCACACAUGUUGGGAGGAUUUGUGACUAAAUGGGACAUACGUUUUUGGAAUAGUUUUCCUCCACCCUGUGCGAGCCCCCGCACCUGCGCUAUAACGGCUAUCCUGCUCUGAUUACUCUCUCACACACGUAUACUCACAUUUGGAGACCUUUAAAAAUCCUCUUCAAUUUAAGACAAACUACUGCAUAUUGAAAUGUAUGAAAAGCAGCAAACAAUUAUUUUUUGUUAAAUUUUUUUGAUAAUUUAUCAUAUUAUUCCUCUCUUAUUAACUUGUCUAUUUCAAUGUUUUUUUAGACAGACAUUUAUUUGAGUAGUAAUAAUAUAUUUUUGAUUGAUAAAAAGUGUUAUUCGUUUAUAAAUUAUUUGUAUAAAUUAAAUUUGUUAUGAAUUUUACGGAAGGAAAUCAGAAGGUAAGGAAUUCCAAGUUCUGCGCUUCCGUUAUUCACCUUGUUUUUUUUCAGCUGCAGUCCCCAUUGGGCUCAGGAGUAUAAUGAGAGACAGACUCAGAAUGGGAAUUUGAAUAACUGUUUUCAGUAGCAGAGAGAAGCCACUCUGCCUCCCGUACUUUCUCAGGAGAAUGAAUCAUGAACAAAAGUCUGAAAAUGGGAAAGUCUGUGUUGCAUACCGUAACUAAACCGUGAUUUGCAUAUGAAAACUCUGUGCUGAAAGAAUUCCGCCAGUGUUGCUGCUGCCAUUUAUGCGUCCGGAGAAGUGACGAGCUGCAGUGUAUAUACAGUCUCCUUCUCGUUGCCUUUGCUUUGUGCGGACCGCUGGAGUGGGAUGUCACGUCCAGAGUCGUUACUGGAAGAUUAAGGACAUAGCGACAGGUUUUUAUUCCCUUCAUUAAACUAUUCAUUAUAUCCACACCCUCUCCCUGUGUCCAAAACAUUCACUCUGCAAAUCCCUCAUUAUGCCUCCUCAAAUGGACACAAGCAGAGGCAGUGCCCUCAGACUGACAGAUCUCUCUCGUGAAGAACGGGUCUGUGCUCUCUGCCCAGCAGAACAUAAUGGAGACAUGAUUGACUCAUUUCCCACGAUGCUGUUCUAUGCCCUUAUCGUUGAUAUGCUGAUGGGCAGAGAGUGGACCACUUCUUUCCCAUGGGGCUUUUUGUGGGCUAAUCUUGUGUGCUCUUCCCUUUAGUCACAAUGACAGCAAUGAAGUGCACAUCAGUCAAAGGUGCGCCCCUCAUUUGAAUGGCUCAUUUGUUGUGCAGUAAUAGAAAGUGCCCUAUGACCUGACCCGCUCCACCAAGCAACAUUCCAGGAUGCUGUGCUAACUGCUGCCUCACUCAGAGAUGGACCACAAAACAGAAGAGAGAGAGAGGCAGGCAGGGAUGGAAAAUAGGCUCCCCUUUCUGAACACGCUAUUGUCCCAGCAGCAGCAUAACCUUUGUGGGCUGAUGAUGAUGAUGUGGAUGGUUUAGAGACAGAAUGUGAGUAAUGAUGUAGACUUAUACACACUCUGGGUGAGAAGAGUUGGACGGUUUAGAAGACACACACAAACAGAGAAACUCACAUUGUGCGCAGACAAAUGUUCUGCCCCUGGACCGGAGCCCUAAACCACAGUCUCUAUCAAUUCAUUAAUGAGCUGUUUGGCUCUCCAAGAGCACCAGACGUGCUCUGGGUUUGGCUCGCCAUCAGAAUGGGCCCAGGUUAUAUGUGGUUGGUUCCAUCUCAGCCUCUGAGCCCUCAGCCCUGCCUGUCUGUAUCCCCAAUCCCCUGGUUGGCCCUGAAGUGACAGCACAGCAGUGAUGGAGUCUGCUACUGAAGACCUACCGACUGUAAACCUGCCUUCAGAGCAGCUUUAAGAAAUCAAACAAAGGCUCCAGGUCCUGUGAGCCCUGCCAGGCAUCUCGUUGGGGGGAAUCUUAAAUGUCUCUUUAUUUGUGUUGAAAUUAAAGUGUAUUUUCUUCCCUCCCGUCCUGCUAAUGCGCUCCAUGUGGGAGCCGGCAGGAGGUUUACCCGUCCUGACAGGGAGUUAUGGAGCUGGGGAUGGGAGGCUGGAGGGAGGAUGGGGUUGGGACUGCGGCUGGAGGGAGACAGGGCGACCCAGAGAAGACAUUGGAGGGAUGGAGAGAUGGAGGGGGGAUGUGAUAGUGUAGAGGUAGUCGGGUGGCUGGUGUACACGUCGCACAGACACUGGCAGGCACGCACGCAGACACGCACACACAAUCUUAUUUUACAUACACAUGCUUAUACAUUCACACACACACGAGCACAUUCAUAUACACACGCACACAGAGGCCCUCACACACUCUCCACAUGGGUCUUUCAUGUUGGACAGUUGGAGGGCAGAACUUCUGCAGGGCCAUGUGAAUGACAGGCGUAAACUGCUCUGUUGUGCAUACAUGUUCUCUGUCACUCAGAAACACUGAUUACAUGUGCUAGUCAUCAGGCUGUGCUGGGCUGGCUUUACAUUGACUGACUGACUUCUGGAAUACCAGCUUAAACACACACACUGACUCACCAACUGAUCUCAAACAGCACACACAUAUAAACACAUUCAUAAACAAACACCUACAUCCUUCAACCAAACUGACCACACACAAUGACUUCUUUAUCAUGUAAUACAUUUAGUUUGUUUAAUGUAUGGAUUGAUUGAGACAUAAAAAUGGUAUCCACAAGUUCAUCUGACUCUGGGGAAGUAGAUAAAGAGCCUCAUUGCCAACAUCCAGAAAUAUCCCAUUAAUAUUAUUAUCUGGCUAAGUUGUCAUUCACAUAGUUCUGGUAAAGGCAUGAUAAAGACACAGGGUAAACACUGGUUCAUUUGUUGUUGUCGUAGGAAUUCAGGCGGAACUAACUGUCAUUGUAAAGUUAUAUCAUUUACAUUUACAUUUAAGUCAUUUAGUAGACGCUCUUAUCGUUAUUACUUAGUUAUUACCAUGGGUUAUACAGUUGAACUGUGACAGACUUUUAUUUCCAUCAUUAAUAUCUUAAUUAUGCUUUGUGCACCUAACCUGUUCAGUAUUAUCCUUACCCCCCCCCCCCCCCCCCCCCCCCCCCCCCUACCCUCAAGCUGCCACAACUUACCAUUUAUUAUGCAUUAGACUUUUUCUUUAACAACCAAAAGAGCUUCAUGUUUUGAACAAAGUUCCAGUCGGAGUGAAACUGAAAAAUAAAUGAAUAUAUAAAUAAAUAAAAAACGGCAGCAAAACAAAGUUGACACGAUUGUGGCCGGCUCUGCCUUCAAAUUAUCCUCCCCCCAAAUUACUAUCAUACAUUCUCCCUCACUCUAAUUAAACAUUAGGCUUUAUUUGUUCCAGAUGCAGCUUUUUUGAAGUUUUAUUUUGGUAACGGGAGCUAACUCGAUGGCCUGCGAAUGGUAGAGGCAGGCUUGCAGUCUCAUGCAUGCACAAACAAUCCAGAUUCCAGCCUGUAUGACCCCGACAUACUGCCUGUGCUGCACCACACAACCUCAAGGUCCAGACAUUAGCACAGUCAAAUCCAACUGUUUUAAUGUGCAGGUGUCAUCUUUCAGUGAUGGCUCAUACAUGGGAUCUGAGUCUGGAUAGAGGAACGUAGCAUUUAGUGGUAACGCUUUUCAGACUUGGGAUACUGCAGCACUUUGACCAACUCAAACCCAAGCCAUUAGUUUGAAUCAGUAAUACCACACACGCUGGGCAAGUUGCUUAUAUUGGAAACAGCACAUCAAGUGCAUGUUGGGUUAUGCCAAAACAUUUCGCAAGCAAAUCUGCUGGACGAUACCACACUAAUUAAUCAUUGAGAGCGCACAUAUCCCGUAUCUGAUGACAUCCGUCCAGUAGUGUCAUUACGUGGGCUUGGUGCAGCAGGGACUGGGGCCUCUGGGAGCCUAUGUGCUCUGUUUUGGGGCUGAAUAGUGAGAGACAACUCUGUAGAGCUCUGUACAUACCACCUCAGGGCUGUCUCGAGUAUUAAUAGACAUGUCUUUGUUCCGCCCGACACGCUUCUGAAGUGGAAUAAGACAAGCUGAGAUAAGGAUCUCCUCUCUGGGAGUCAAAUCUCAAAGUACCACUUAAAAGGCUUUCCUUCACCUCUCUGAAGCCUGGCUGGAUGAUGGGAGGCUCAGCUCAGAUACGAGAGGACUGAAGGGAAAAAUUGACACAGCUGUCAAGGGCUUUUCUCUGGCUUGUGUUUUAAAAGGAGGACAAUGUAGUAAUGAAGCCAUGUUUGUAGCAUGGAAGCAUGUCCAGCUUUGGGUUCUCUGGUUUGACUUAUCUGUCUCUCCAGAGGGAGGGAGGAAUGAGAGGAUGUCUGUUUGACAAGGACAGAAAGAGGGAGGGAUAGAGAUUAUAUGUGUGUGCAAGAGGCAAAGAUGAGCUAUAUAUGCAAGAGAAAAAUAGAUGGAAAGCUAAGGUGGAAAAGAAAGAGGGAAAGAGAAAAGGAGGGCAAGGAGGAGGGAGAGAGGGGUUAUUAAAAGGACACACUCUCACUUGCAGUAAAUGGCAGUAAAGUAUCUGGCUAAUCUGCCAUCAUUAUCCUGAUCAAAUCACCAGGGAUUUGGCUUUCCCAUCAGCUGCAAUCAAUGUGGCCAAAUCAAUAGACAGAGGAUAUCUGAGUGUUCCUGAGCCUCAGUGAGUUGCAAAGACCUGUGUACUGAGCCACGUCCCAUAGCCGUGGGGAUAUCUACUGAACAGUACAGUGUAGCGGCUGGUGCCAAUCUCUCCUCCUCUUCUAUCCCCAUAAAUCUAGUUUCUCUGACCUUAGGGAAGCCUUCUCACACUAGCCACUGUUUUUCUCUUGAUCUUCUCCCUCUUUCUGGUCCAAAGUGUCUUCUCUCUUUUUGUCUGCCUUCCACUUCCUCUCUUUUUCCAAGAGAUGGGGCCUCUCUCUGUCCAUCUCUGUCUCUCACUUUCCUCUCUUUGGCAGCGUGUUACUGGUUUCCCUUCCAUUCUGAUAGACUUAACAGGCAAAACUGGAAGUACAUUUUCAAGUUCUUCUUCCAAGUAUUGAUUGAAAGAUUUCCAAUAUUCACUACUAUGGCGUUUCUAACAUGAAUUAUGCUUGUUCUGACGGUCCUGCAUAUCUGCUUUGUGUGUUACAGGAGGAUGAGGCUGUGUUUUGGACCUCAGGGCUGGCCUCUGGCCCUGGCUCUAAUGCUGGGGGUUGUAGUGGGCCAGAAGCUGCCCACGCGAGAUGAGGGCCUGUUUCAGAUGCAGAUCAGAGACAAGACCCUGUUCCACGAUUCCUCUGUCAUCCCAGACGGAGCCGAGAUCAGUGGAUAUCUGUUCAGGGACACGCCCAAAAGGUAACGAGUUUAGGUCUAUAUAAAUACAGCCAUCACUAUCAACAACCAUUACCAACAUGUAGGUUGACUGCUCCAAACAUAUACAUGUACUGAAUGUCUUAUUUUACCAAAUGCAUGAGACCAGAUUGUGUAUUGAUCGAAAACAAACAGUGUUGUAGCCUUCCCACAUUAAAUAGCACUGUAGGCUCUGUAUGACGACUUAUGGCAAAUGGAUGCAUGGGGAAUAUGGAAUGCAUUGUGAUGUAUACUAGUAUGAGGAAAUGCAUUGUAGAUGAGAAGGAGAUGUUCAUGUGAUUUAGGUAAUGCCUGCUGAUAGAGACCCAGGUCAUUAGCAUUCCAUAGAGUGACCAUAGACUCAGUGUGUAGGAUGGUUUUAGUAGUUAACCUUGUAGUUAACCCUGCAUUCUGUUGGAUCCCUGUCAUUUACCUGGGCACUACUUCUUGUUUGUGAAGGUACUACUUUGUGGUGGAGGAGGACAACACCCCGCUGUCUGUGACGGUGACACCAUGUGAUGCUCCUCUGGAGUGGAAGCUAACUCUGCAGGAGCUGCCUGAGGAGGCCAGCGGAGAGGGAUCUGGUAAACACAAAUUAUAUGGGAAUUUACAUAAAUAUGAUUUAUGGAAUUAUUAGCUAAUGUAAAUCAGGCUAUUACAAUACUUACAUUGUAAAACGUGUGAAAUAUAUAACAAGUACAUAAACAAUUAUCUCAGUAAAUCAUCAUGAUGAACAUGAACUAACAGCAACAUCAACAUUUGAUUGAUAUGCUUUUGAAUAAAAUAAGAACGACUUUGUACAUUUUGUUGUGGUUGGGCCGCGUUGGUGGUCGGCUUUUUUGGUGUGGUUGUGAUAUGGUUAUUAACUAACUAGUGACACAGUGUCUGAACUGACCACACUGAAGUCUGAAUUGACCACACAUCUGUAGUCUGUGAAAAGGGCACAGCGCUCUGAGUAGAACAGACUGCCCUUGGCUGGCUGGUUGGCAGGCUGGCAUACAAACACAGUGUAUGAGUAAAGAGUUUAGAAUGUGAUUAAGCCUUCCUCGUUCCUCCCCCAUAAACAUCUUUAGAUAGCUAGGUACAAUAACCCCCCUUGUCCAUUCCUAACGUAUACUCCCUUUGUCCUCCAAAGGGAAGACUCUCUCUCUCUCUCAACCCUCUCAUUCUCACACACUCGGUCACUCUCUCUCCAUCUGGACAGUAUCUUAGAAACACAAGAAAUCAAUCAACUCCCUCAAGCCCAGUCCCAUUAGAGCCCAGACAUGGACUGCAGCGGUGGUUUUAUAGUGUGCAUAUGUGAGGGUGUGAAAGUACAUGUGUGCACGUGUAGAACUAUAUAGGUGUGCAUGUGUCUGUGCCAAUGAAUAAAUGGGCUCCUUGCCUGAUACCACCUGCUUUUUUGAUGUUCAUUCACUGUCCUAAUAUAUUAUAGAAUAGAGACUAAAUACUGUAACACAGUUAAUCUCCAAUAUGUGCUACACAUGGCAGCUUAACAUAGACCAAGCAGCCAUUCACAUAGGCUGAAGGUGAUGUGUGAGUGGAGCACUAGCCGUCAGGAUUGCAUUCGUUUCCAGUGAACGCUGUAAAUACACAAAUGCACAACCUCUCUGUCUGUUCAUAUGUUUGCUCCUCUCUUUGCUGAAUGUCUCGGCUUCGGAUCGGAUCUUUUAGCAUUAAUUUAGAACACCGUUGAGCCCACUCUCUGGUUGACAAGCAUAAUAUUAUGUUUCCUUGCUCAGCUGAAAUAAGGCCUGAGACCGACUCCCUCAUGGAUAGGCUACAAGGUGCCUCUUUGUAGCAUAGCUUCACAAGUUCCCAGGAAGGGCCAAGUGAAUACCAGCCUGGGAUUUUUGGGGAUGUUUAGAGUGAAAACAUGGUCGCUGGCUCGUGAGGGGCUAAUCGUCCGUGUGGCUCGGAGAGAGCUUUACCAUGACCUCAACAGGAUCAACACAUUAAACGGGUCAUUUUUAGCCACCUGUGGAAAUUACUUUACUUCAGGGCCCGAAAAAAUUUAAUAAAAUAAACAUUAGGGGAGGUUAGCAAAAAAUAUCUCAGGAGAUGAUGGGGUUGCUGUGAUAUGAAAGGAACUCAUGUUAAGUCUUCCUGUGUGUUUUCCAGGUGAGCCAGAGCCCCUGGACCAGCAGAAGCAGCAGCAGGUGACAGUAGAUGAGGGCACAGAGCUCUUCUCCUACAAGGGGAAUGAUGUGGAGUCCUUCGUGGCCACCAGCUCUCCCUCUGGCCUCUACCAGCUGGAGAUGCUCUCCACAGAGAAGGACAGCAAUUUCAAGGUGUACGCCACCACCACCCCAGAGUCUGACCAGCCCUACCCCGAGCUGCCCUACGAUCCCCGGGUGGACAUCACCGCCCUGGGCCGGACCACUGUCACGCUGGCCUGGAAGCCCACUCCUACGGGCGUUCUGAUGGGCCAGCCCGUCCAGCACUGUGUGGUCAUCAACAAGGAGCACAACUUCAAGAGCCUGUGUGCUGCCGAGGCUAAGAUCAGCGCUGACGAUGCCUUCAUGGCCGCUCCAAAGCCAGGCCGGGACUUCAGCCCCUUUGACUUUGCUCACUUUGGCUUUGUCCCCUCAGACAAUAACUUAAACCGAGGUCUCACCAGCAACAAGAUCUCCCGCUCCUACACAGCCAAACCCAAAGCCUCUGACAUUCAGAAAGUCUGCAUUGGCAACAAGAACAUCUUCACCGUGUCGGACCUGAAGCCGGACACUCAGUACUACUUUGACGUGUUUGCUGUGAACUCUGCCACCAACACCAGCACCGCCUACGUGGGCACCUUCGCCCGCACCAAGGUGGAGGCUCAGCAGAAGACGGUGGAACUGAAGGACGGCAAAGUGUCCGACGUCUUCAUCAAGAGGAAGGGCAGUAAGUUCCUGCGCUUCACCCCAGUCUCCUCCCACCAGAGGGUCACUCUGUUCGUGCAUGCCUGUCUGGACUCUGUUCAAGUGCAGGUGAGGCGUGACGGCAAGCUGCUGCUCUCCCAGAAUGUGGAGGGAGUACGGCAGUUCCAGCUGCGAGGGAAGCCCAAGGCCAAGUACCUGAUCCGUCUGCGAGGCAGCAGGAAAGGAGCGUCCACCCUGAAGGUUUUGGCCACCACAAAGCCCAGCAGCAAGCAGCCCUUCCCAUCGCUACCCGAGGACACACGCAUCAAGGCCUUCGACAAGCUGCGUACCUGCUCCUCUGCCACUGUGGCCUGGCUGGGAACGCAGGACCGCAACAAGUUCUGUGUCUACAAAAAAGAGGUGGCCGAGAGCUACGGCGAGGAGCAGCGGCGCCGUGAGCAGAACCAGUGUGCCGGGCCCGAGACGCGCAGGAAGUCAGAGAAGGUCCUCUGCAAGUACUUCCAUAGCCCCAACCUGCAGAAGGCCGUUACCACGGAAACCAUCACAGGGCUGGAGCCGGGCAAGACCUAUCUGCUGGACGUUUAUGUGGUGGGCCACAGCGGUCACUCAGUCAAAUACCAGAGCAAACUGGUGAAAACGAGGAAAUACUGC